Molecule: messenger RNA, 2511 nt
Organism: Spirometra erinaceieuropaei
Lineage: Eukaryota; Metazoa; Platyhelminthes; Cestoda; Diphyllobothriidea; Diphyllobothriidae
Source: the annotation of a GenBank genome assembly
AUGCGUGCUGGUGCCAACCCUCUUCAGUCUUAUGUUCUCUGCCAUGCUGAUGGACGCCUACCACGAAGAAUGCCCGGGAUCCGCAUCGCCUACAGGACGGAGGGUCACCUUCUGAAUCAACGGCGGAUGCACUUCCAAUCGCGCGUAUCCACAAGCACCUUUCACGAACUCCUCUUCGCCGACGACUGCGUCCUGAACACCACCUCGGAAGAGGAGAUGCAACGCAGCAUGGACCUGUUCUCCGCCGCCUGCGAGAACUUCGGUGUGGUCAUUAACACGCAGAAGACGGUGGUGAUGCACCAACCGCCACCCAACUCAGCCACAGCCCCCAACACGCCGCAAAUCAACGUGAAUGGGACUCAACUGCAAGUGGUAGAGAACUUCCCGUACCUGGGCAGCACCCUCUCCCGCAACACCAAGAUCGACGACAAAGUCGCCAACAGGAUCUCGAAAGCCAGUCAAGCCUUCGGUCGACUCCAAGGCACAGUUUGGAAUCGUUAUGGUCUCCAACUGAGCACAAAGCUGAAGAUGUACAAGGCCGUCAUCCUGCCGACGCUACUGUACGGAGCGGAGACCUGGACGGUGUACACGUGGCAGGCACGUCGACUAAACCACUUCCACCUCGGCUGUCUCCGUCGCAUCCUGAGGCUGAACUGGCAGGACCGCAUCCCCGACACUGAUGUGCUGGAACGAACGGGAAUCCUGAGCAUCUACUCCGUGCUGAGACAAAUGCAGCUGCACUGGAGUGGCCACCUGGUGCGCAUGGACGACGAGCGACUACCCAAACGACUCUUUUACGGAGACGUCGCGACGGGUUCUCGUCGUCAAGGAGGCCAAAUUCGCCGUUACAAGGAUACCCUGAAGUCCUCCCUGAAGCGCCUGCAAAUCAACCCGACCAACUGGGAAGAGCUCGCCCGCGAUCGUCCGACAUGGGGGAGAACAGUGAAGACGGGCGCUGCUAUCUACGAGACCAACCGCAUCGCCGCCGCCAAAGUGAAACUCGAAGCCCGCAAAUCACAACACCCAAUAAGCAACGCCGCCGCACAACCUCUCCCUACGUGUCCUCGAUGUCAACGGACAUUCCGGGCACGAAUCGGAAUUGUUGGACAUCUUCGAACCAACUGUGCCUCUCGAACUGCUCCAGCCAUCGUUCCCCAGCCCGCCUCUUCCUCGUCCUCUCUGCCGCCAACUAACUCUGACACUCCUUCUGCACCACCACUUGCAUCCUCCUCCUUCUCCUCCACUGCCCCAGUGGUCGCCAUUCAGACUGCCGUCUCACACAUCACCAACCCCAACACAACAACCGACACCAACCCCACCUCUCCCGAUACCACUGAUGAGGAUCAGGUCUACACCUGCCCUCACUGCGACCGCACCUUCAGCUCACACAUCGGCCUGGUCGGUCACUUGCGAAUCCAUCGCACAGAGAUUGGUGAACCAGUGCCUGGAGCACCAACCUACACCCACCGCACUCGCCUCCACUGCCCACAAUGUCCUCGCACCUUCAAGCAUCGCAUGGGUCUAUUCGGACACAUGUGCAUCCACGAGAGCGGAAUUGACCGCAGGCUUGACACACCCACCCCGCCGAGCCCCACUCCCAAUCCAUCACGUUGUGCACCCACUAACCACUCCCCAGCCGACAUCGACGCCACCGACCUAACCACCCCUCACUCCUCCCCUCCCUCCUCCUCUUCCUCCUUCACUGCCACAACGACGGCCGCCUCGGCGUUUGUCGCCCACGACUUCACCACAGCCGCACCUGACACAACAACAGGCACGACCCCUGCAACCUCCAUCAUCAGACGUGAGGGUCAGGACUACAUCUGCCCUCACUGCGAUCGCACCUUCACUUCACGCAUCGGCCUGGUCGGUCACUUGCGAAUCCAUCGCACAGAGACUGGCGAACCAGUGCCUGGCGCACCAACCUACACUCACCGCACUCGCCUCCACUGCCCAAACUGCCCUCGCACCUUCACGCAUCGCAUGGGCCUAUUCGGCCACAUGCGCAUCCACGAGAGCGGAAUUGACCACAAUUCCGAUACACCAACCACGCCCGUCAUGCCCAGCACCACACUCGCACCAUCCCUCUGCACCACCACCAACGCCUCCUCUAUAGCUGACACUGACACCGCCGCCUUCACAUGCCCACACUGUCCACGCACAUUCACCUCACGCAUCGGACUGGUCGGUCACUUGCGAAUCCAUCGCAGAGACUGGCGAACCAGUGCCUGGUGCACCAACCUACACCCACCAAGUUCGACCCAACUGCCCACACUGUCCUCGCACCUUCAGGCAUCGUAUGGGCCUAUUCGGCCACAUGCGCAUCCACGACGACCUGCGGCAGACAACCGCCGGCUGCACCACAACAUCAAACAAUCCCUACCCUCCUCAAACAUUAACGACACACAUCAACACUCACCCACCGCAUGCACCAACCGCCACCUUUCACACAAGUGGGAAGUGUGCUCUCGACUCGGUCCCCAUGCGGCUUCGGCUGCACCGGUGACUUGA